Molecule: messenger RNA, 453 nt
Organism: Hyaloperonospora brassicae
Lineage: Eukaryota; Oomycota; Peronosporomycetes; Peronosporales; Peronosporaceae
Source: the annotation of a GenBank genome assembly
AUGCACCUGCCUCUCUUCUUUGUGGUGGCUGUUGCCUCGAGCAGCAUGGCCAUCUGGACAACAGCAACUGCUGAUGUGGGCGAAGCGAACUUUCAGGUGACGGGCGACUCGUCACCUAUCGUCGUUGUGGCCCAGGAGAGUGAACGACAUCUGCGAGCAUCUGACUCGCACUACUCCUCCACGGAAGGUACUGGACACCACAGAGACUGGGUGAAGAAUCCGCGCGACGGGCAGGUGUUCGUAGAGCACGUACUUCACCGAGCGCUAACCGACCCGAAAAAGAUGACUAGGCUGUUCAACAAAUGGUACGACGACGGCUACUCGGCCGAGGAGAUCUCCGCCGGGUUAUAUCAGCAUGCGAGCAGAGACCUCGAAGAAGCGUUCGAGGGUCUUCGUGCGAACUACGUGAAGUUUGUCCGGGUCAAAGAAUCCUCUAAUCAGAAGUAUCAAUGA